AUGAAUGAAAUUCCUAAUAUUUCAGCAUGGUGUGAUGAAAUAUUGAAUCUGAUAGAUGCAAGAAAGAUAGAAUCUAAGCAUAUCAAGAAAAUAUCAGUCUAUGUUUCUGAAACCAAGAAAAAUUCAAAAUCAUCUCAACCUACUGACGAAAAUACUUUAUAUUUCAUAAACGAGUUUGCUCCAAAACUAAUAGAAAAGAUAUCUAAAUACAAUAUAGCUCCGAUUGAGAAUCCUCCACAAUUUGAUCAAAUUUUAAUCCCACUUAGCAAACUAUUUCCAUCUCAAUUAUCUCGUGAAAAUCAAAAAUAUAUCGAUGCGAUGAUGAUUAUUUUUGAAAAUUGCCGGAUUCCGUUCUUCAUGGUAAGGCAUUAUAGUUUUCUUGGUGAAAUCGAAACAAAUUUCAAGUAUUACAUAAAUUGCAUUGAAAUAUUUAAAUCGGAAAACUUUGUACAACGCGUAAAUCAACUUUGCGAAGCUACAAUUGAUAUUUAUAUCGCAAACAUAUUAUUAAGAAUCAUUCAAAUUAUGCAAAGAUACCAUCAGAUUUUUGAAGAUAUCCAUAUUAUUGAACCAUUAUUACCAAGUUUCAUCGCAUCAUGUCAAAAAUUAUCAAUUUCAGAAAUACGAUCACUGAACGAGCAAAAAUUCGAACAAGAUUUUGAUAUAAUACUAAAUAUAUCUAGUCUUUCAGAUUCUAUUCAGCCAUUACUCUCAAUUUCAGUUACAAUUAACAAUAUUAUCUUUUCUUCCGGCAUUGUUUCUAAGCAAUAUGCAGCUAUUUCAUUCAUUAAUAAAGAACUUUCAGAUCAUCCUAAAUAUGCUGAAUCUCUCUGCAAGAUUCUUCAGGAAGAAAAAUUUAUUUCUCAAAAUAUGACUUCACUUCACCAUUCAUUAGUUGACCAAUUUUGCAAGUUGAUGUCAAAAAUGGUCAACUAUGGAUGCCUUGACGUUAAAGAGAUCCUUGAUUUCUGUCAAGUAGCCGCAAAAGAGAAUCAAGUCGUACAAUCAAAUUACAUCAACUCUAUAAACAAAGUUGUUUGCAGACUAAAGCCACUUCAGCUUCAAGAAUUUCUUAUCAGAACAGCACAGUCUGAAACAGAAAUCGGGUUGAUGAUUCUCAUCGAACAGAGUAGAGGUGCACACAGCCAGACAAAGAAAGAUGUUUUCGAUAUUUUCUUUGAUAAAUUCAAAAAAGGUGACAAAAGAAAAAUAAUCAUUGACAUCAUUUGUCGUUAUGCACCGACUAGCGCAGAAUCCGUGCAAAGAUGGUGCCUUAACUCCCUACACGAGUCAAAGGACUUGGAUCUCGCUCUCCCUCUCCUCCAGACAACUAUUUCUUCAAUAGAUCCCUACACAGCCAAAGAAGUCUUCGACACAGUCGUUCUGACAAUUGAUGAUAAGUCAAUCUUGCAGUUUUCCCAACUGAUGACGAAAACUCUAAGGGCAAUGUCAGAGAUCAACAAUGAGGAGUUCAACAGCUUACUUAAACUAACAAAAAACUCGCUAAUAAAUGAUGAAACGAACUCCCAAAUAAUAUCAGACUUCAUGUUUUUGGUUGUAAAUAGGAAAAUUUCAUCUGGUUUGAUCAAACACCUCAUGGAAACUAUUUCAGAUUUCGAUGAAAUGUCAGAAAAAAUAUUUGAUUUAUUCAAGUCUUCUUUUGAGGCACUCAAUCCAAAGCUGAUGGAUUUCAAAUACAACAGGAAUCCAUACAUUACAAUUUCCGAGCUGAAUUCAAUCGAUUUGGUAUGGAAAUCUCUCUUUAAAACAGGCGGAAAAAGCUUGGCAAAGUACAUUUACAAGUUUUGCAUGAAAAAUGAAGAGAAUAUGGAAUUUUUCAUCCAAAAAGUCAUAGAGAAUAUAAAUGAAAAUGGAGCUCUCGAGACUUUGGCUUAUGUAACAAAGAAGAAUACAAGUUUUUUGUCAAAAACAGCAAAAUUCAUUCCGGAGAGUUACUUCGUAAAUGUUACAUUCAAUGGACUAUUGAAUGAGUCAUUCAGGAUACCAAAGAAUUCUUCAGCAAGAGAUAUCAAAAAAUUCCUAAAAGAAAAACUCAAAACAGCUCAAAUAUCUCUCAAAUACAACAACGAAAGUUUAGAUGAUAACUUUAUCGUGAAAAGCAAUAUAACAAUAAAUAUAAGUGGCUAUUUUGGAACGUUGAAAUCUGAGAUAAAUCCGCUUCCUAAAAUUGCUUUAUUUUAUGAUAAGAUUUUACAAAAGUUGAAGGAAGAGAAAACUUCAAAACCUGCUUUAACUGUUUUGCUCAAUUUAGAUUUGCCAAAAUCUUUUGAUUUCGACACCAGUUUUGUUAAUGAAAACUAUUUUGUUUAUUUACUGAAUUUAUCAGCAAUUUCAAAUGCGUUUUGUAUCAAAAAUAUGGUUGACAUCGUUUUUGACAAUACUAUGACAGAAGAAAACAUGCAAUUCGCACUAGAAGUUAUUUUACACUGCGCCAAAAACAACAAAAUCGAGUUUAUCCAAAACUCGCUUGAAAAAAUUGUUGAGAGAUGCCUUUCUAAUGAAGACGGCCAUAAAAACUUGUAUUUAUCAAUAAUCAAAAUAUAUUUGGAUCACGGAUUUAAGGUAACAACAGAACAGGUUUGGAAACUGACAAUUCUAGCAAUAUUCGACGAAAAUGUUGAAGUCAGAAUGACAAUUUCGGAUCUUCUCAAUCUAAUACCCGAUAAAAUAAAUUACUUGUCAAAAUUAUUGGUGAAAAGUGACAAUGAAUAUUGCACGGAAUACUUUGAGGUUUUAAUUUCUGUUUGCCGCGAAAAUGUUGAAGAACUCUACAAAACAUCAGAAACUCUUUUGUUUGAGAAAUACUCACUCAACAGGGAAGAAAAGUUUUUCGAGCAAUUGAAAUUCAAACCACCUGCAGCAGAAUUUACAAAAAGCUUUUUCUGGCUUUUCGAAAUUUUAGUCAAGACAAAAGAACCACAAAACUUAGAGGAAAUCGCUAACUUUAUUGUCUCUGAAAUUGUGUUCAAUGGCGUGACCUACUAUGAGCCUAACAGCCACAUUUUCAACAUUUUGAUCAUGUCAAUAGGCAAGAAUCCUGAAAUCGGAUCUAACAUCUUAAAAUUCCUCUCGACAUCAAACAAAAUAUUGAGAGGGCCAACUCCUGUUCCAGUUGAUAAAACUGGAUUCAGAGGCUUGAAAAAUUUAGGUGCUACCUGUUAUAUGAAUUCAACAUUACAACAACUUUGCCAGAUUGACGAAUUCGUUGACUUGAUUUUAUCUAAAAAGUUUGAAGAAAAGAGCUGGCAAGCAGAGUUCCAAUAUUUAAUUUGCAAAAUGAAAUAUUUCCCUGAGAAAGUUAUUAAUCCCUUCUAUUUCUUCAAUUUAUGGACAGAUUGGGGAGGUGAAAAAGUCUCAGCUUCUGUUCAACAAGAUGCCUCAGAAUUCUUAUCUCUUCUGUUUUCGAGGUUAGAAGAUAUACCAGGAACAUUAGAAUUGUUUAGAGGAGUUUCCACAUCCAAAUUUGUUACAAUGGAAGAAGAGUUUGUUGCGGAAAGGGAUGAAACAUUCGAAACAUUGAAUUUCGAUGUUAAUAACCACGCUAACAUCCAAGAAAGUAUAAGAACAUAUCUUCAACCAUCUUUGUUCACAGGUAAAGACAAAUACAUGUCUGAUCAAGGCAAAAUAGAUGCAAAAUGCUACCACUUCAUCAAGGAACAGCCAACUUAUCUCAUUGUUCAGCUGAAGAGAUUUGAAUACAAUGUCGAGAAGAUGACGAGAGAGAAGAUAAACUCGAGAUAUGAGUUCUCUGACUUUCUUGACAUCGGCCCAAUGACAAUUACAAAACAAAACUCAAUUUAUGACUUGAUUGGAAUUCAAGUCCAUAUGGGCACCACAGAGAGCGGACACUAUUUUUCCUAUGUCAAAAAAGAUAACAAAUGGUAUUCUUUAAACGACGAAAUUGUCAAAGAAUUCGAAGGAGACGUAUUUGAAGAAACAGCUGGUGGAAUAUCCUCAUUUGAGUUCUUUGAUGAGAGAACCCAGAGCUAUAGGAAAGGAUCAAUUCCCAAAUCCUCAAAUGCAUAUAUUUUGUGGUACAAGAAGUAUGAUGCUGUGCUUAAAAUCAAAAAAGAAUUCAACGAAGUACUUUUCGAAAAAUUAAGAAGAGAUAUGAACAGUUCUCUAGUAAGAGGAGUCUCCCAAUCAAUAGAAUUCUGCGAACUAGCUAAAACAGCAGCUAGGUACGAUACUGAUGGGGGAUUUCUUAUUAAUUACACGUUGAAUCUCAUUGAAGCCGGAAAGGAUAGCCAAGAUCUCCCAUUUAUUUGCAUGAAUUUGCUGAACAUUCAAUCAGUUGCUGACAAAGUCAUGGACAUGGAUCCUCUAAUACUUGUCAAUAUUAAUGCACAAUCCAGACAAUUUAUGAUAAAAAUUUUCGAAAAAGCAGCUUUAAUCUCAAGAGAAAAGGAAAAGAUGCGCCAUAAAAUAAUCUUAAUAUUACAAAAUCCAAACACUAUUUUAAGUAAUUCAAGCAUUUUCUCAGAAUUCUUUUAUUUGGUAAGGAAACUUUUAAACCCAGAGCUGCAAAAAACAGUAGACAAAUUCCUGGAAAAUGAUUUACCUAACUAUGCUUCAAAUACUAAGAAGUUUUACGAACUCAGUGAUCUUUCGAAUGUAAUUCCUUUGAUGAAAACAAUGCCUCCAGUUGAUACUUUGUUCAAAAUUAUGUGUAACUACAAAAAUAUACAGAGUUUAAUUGGUUUCUUACCUGCUAUACAAGCAAUGGAGAAUAUCAACUUAUCAUCAUAUGACAUGCAAAGUCUCACAGGGUUAUUCAUUUUGUACCAGUUAGAUUCUGAUGAUAGACAUGGUUUAUAUAACCAAUUAAUCAAAGUUUUGAAAGAGAAAAAUAAACUUUUUGCCCAGAAAUUGCUUGCUGCACUGAAUCUCAUCAAUAUUGAUAUCUCACCCACAUUUGAUUCGAUGACUUUGAUUGAGUUGCUUCUUGUUAACAAUUCAAGCCAAACGAGAGAUUUGGGUAGGCAAAUCAUCCUAAAAAUAUACGAUUUGAAGAAGGGGGAAGAGUCAAUUGUCAAACUCUUGACAUCAUUUGUCGAGACAAUUGGAAAAUGCGUGAAGCAAUCAAAAGGAGAAAGAUUGAUGGGAACAAUAUCAAAAGAAGGAGAAGUAGAAGAAAGUGCACCAGACUUUUUCAGUAUCUUCUCAAAGAUAGUUUUGGAUUCCAACAUGGUAAACUUUUUGAUUCCAAUUUCAUCAAUUAUUGUUGAAUCUGUUUACCUCUUAAGAGAUGCUCCGCAAUAUCCUAACAGAAGCCAAUUGGCUGGAAUUCAGCUUUUGCACGAUACAAUUUAUCCAUUGAUGAUUGACAGAUUCUUCUCAGAUGCAAGCUAUUCUAAGCUCAUUUCUUCUUUGAGCUGUUUCAACACUUUUAACAGGGAUGUGAAGACAUGGCUAAAGAUGGUUUUGGAUUUGACUCCAACAUCAGAAAUUAAGACAUUAUACAAAAGUAACUUAUUCCAAGAAGUCUGCGCAAGAUUUUUAACAAAAGAUGCUGCCGAAUUUAUCAUUAGUCAUCCAACAAAUCUAAAUAUCAUAUCGAGCAUCCUCUUUGACCAAAAUAGAUAUGAGGCCUAUAUCAAAGCAAAUAUUAAAUCUUUUAAUCAGGUUGUCAAUUACUUGUUAACUUUCGAUGUCAGCUCUUGUGAUAUAUUUGAGAAUUAUGGCACAUAUCAAAGGGCCUGGCAGCUUCUCUUAAAAGAAACAGAACAAAACAGAGUUUCUGUUAUGAAUCAUCUUGCGAAUUUCAACAAAACGUAUUUGAAAGCUCAUAAUGGGGAAACGAAGUUUAUUAUUGGAUUUCUAAACGAAAGAUUAAUUGCAAAGUAUAAUGAUGUCGGAUUUUCGAUCAAUAGCUUAUUCUCCUUGUAUUCGGACAAAGAUACAUUUGAAUACUUGGAAUCAUGGUACUUUUUAGCGGAAAGUUUUCUUUAUUCUGAUCAAAAUCAGAUGGAUAUUUUUGAAAGAUUAGUUUCUCAUCACACCCCUAUUUGCAACUGCCCUGCUGCUGCGUCGUUAAUCGUGACAUUUUGCACACUACAACAGUCCCAAGAAUACUCUCUUGCAAUACUGACACAAGAGUUGUCACGAGUAAAAGACCAUGACAUUCUUGACAUUUUAGUUAAUUACGCAAACCGCACAAUGUUUUGGAACACAGAUAAAGGUUUGAAUGUUUUAGGCAAUAUUUUAUCAUCAGUUUUCCCUUCCAAGAUAAUAAUGUCUGCUUAUUAUAUGAUGAAAGAGAGCUUAACAAUGCUACAACUAUCUAAUUUCAGAGAAAAUAUGAUUAGAUACGUUUUGUCUUCAUUGGAUGAAGAUUUUAUUGCUGAGACUGUUUUAGAAAUUAAUAAAAUUCCGGUUGAAACUACUAAAAGUGAAGAAAUUGAGAUUAGAGGAAAAGCUGCCCAACUGGAAAAAAAUGGAAUGCAAUCUGCUUCUUCAAUUAUUUUAUCUAUUAUUAAAUCAUAA
Molecule: messenger RNA, 6507 nt
Organism: Trichomonas vaginalis G3
Lineage: Eukaryota; Parabasalia; Trichomonadida; Trichomonadidae
Product: ubiquitinyl hydrolase protein
Exons: 1
Coding region: 1-6507 (2168 amino acids)
Biological process (GO): protein deubiquitination
Cellular component (GO): cytosol; nucleus
Molecular function (GO): cysteine-type endopeptidase activity; cysteine-type deubiquitinase activity
Source: RefSeq, a predicted model, not a curated record